AAAGAACAAUUAAUUGCAUAUUGUAUCUUUCACAAAACCCUUACUGCUGGUCGGCCUUGAUACGGACAAGCUAACCGCUAUGAGCAGCGCGACUUCUGCAGCUGAGGAUGUUUGCUGCAAGCGACUUGUUGGCAAGGUGGCCCUGGUGACUGCUGCAACGGCCGGGAUCGGUCUGGCCACUGCGGAGCGUCUGGCGCAGGAGGGCGCUAGCGUCUUCAUAUGCAGCCGCAAGCAGAGCAAUGUGGAUGAGACGGUGGCGGCGCUGCGGUCCCGCGGGCUGGAGGUGGCGGGCUGCGCAUGCCACGUGGGCAGCGCCGAGCAGCGGCGGCAGCUGGUGGAGCAGUGCGUGAAGCGCUACGGCGGACUGGACAUGCUGGUGAGCAACGCCGCGGUGAACCCGGGUGCGGGGCCGCUGGCGGAGACCCCCCCGGACGUGAUCGACAAGAUACUGGACAUCAACAUCAAGUCCGCGGUGCUGCUGGUCCAGGAGGCGCUGCCGCACCUGCUGCGGCGACCCGGGGCCUCCAUCGUGUUCGUGUCCUCCGUGACCGCAUUCAACCCUGCCGCACCCAUCGCCAUGUACGCCGUCUCCAAGACCGCACUACUGGGCCUGACCAAGGGCCUAGCCGCGGAGCUGGGUCCCCGGGGAGUGCGGGUCAACUGUGUGGCACCCGGCAUCGUGCCGACCAAGUUCUCCGCCGCACUGGUACAGACGCCGGAGCUGGCUGCCCGGCAGGCGGAGGGCACCCUGCUGCGGCGGCUGGGUCGGCCGCAGGAGCAGGCGGCGGCAGUGGCCUUCCUGGUGUCCCCGGACGCGGCGUACGUGACGGGGGAGACGCUGGUGGUGGCGGGGGGCAUGCAGAGCAGGCUGUGAGGGGGUAAAGAGGAAACAACUAACUGACUGAGGGAUAAGGCGUCAACAUGGGUUGCAACAUGUGAGCCAGCCCGACCCGCCCAGCCCGCUGUGAGGGGGGGGGGGUGAGGCGGCGGGUGGAGGGGCCUGUGACCCCUGGGUCGCUGCGUUGUGGAUGUGCAGGGAGGUUCGGUAGUAUACUGCAUGGGGGAUACAGAGGAGGAGUACUACAUAGGGGAGUGGAGGAAGAAGCUGCAUGGAAGGGGGUGUUGCUGCUGCUGCUGGCCUGGUUGACAGCAUGUGUCAGACUGCUGGGCUGCCUUUGGAUUGACUCAAAUCUUACGCACUGCUAUGGACGGGAGGAGGAGGUAUGGGUAUGGGGGUUGAAAGAUGGGAACCCCGAGCGUACUAGCUCUGUGUACGAGCGCUGUGGGGUGGAGGCUGCCAACCAGUGCACGGGGGGUCUGCGGAUGCACGACGCUGCCCAGCAGUGCAUGCGGAUGCACGAUGCUGCGACGUGUCCAUAUCCAACCGCCAUCCCUCAUAUGUUUCUCCAACCCAGUGAUAUGUUACAGGCUCCCCUCCCUCAACCAGCGGCUUGCAGCACCCCGCUGUGUCGUACACCCUGC
Messenger RNA from Astrephomene gubernaculifera, 1482 nucleotides. Lineage: Eukaryota; Viridiplantae; Chlorophyta; Chlorophyceae; Chlamydomonadales; Astrephomenaceae. The record is from the annotation of a GenBank genome assembly.